Molecule: messenger RNA, 265 nt
Organism: Paramecium sonneborni
Lineage: Eukaryota; Ciliophora; Oligohymenophorea; Peniculida; Parameciidae
Source: the annotation of a GenBank genome assembly
AUGCCUGUAAAAAUUAUUUAUAUAUAAAAUAAUUAAUAUAAAAUUAAUGUUAUAGGUCCUAACAAAUUGUUCCCAGUCAGAAUGUUCGUGAAAGUUACAACUUUAAGUCUUGGAUUAAUUUUAGUUAUAUAUAAGUAAGUUUUUAUUUAAUUAGCAUCAAAUGUUCAUAAUUAAAUUAAACAUAAGAGGAUGAAGAUUUAAAAUAGAAAUUUGAUUAAUUGAAAUAAGCAUUAGCAGAUAUUCAAUUUGCAUCAUCAGAUAAAAA